Penicillium olsonii is the source of this 1212-nucleotide messenger RNA. Lineage: Eukaryota; Fungi; Ascomycota; Eurotiomycetes; Eurotiales; Aspergillaceae. The record is from the annotation of a GenBank genome assembly.
AUGGAAGGGCCUACACCUGUAUCUGCUUUAAUACACGCAGCUACUAUGGUUACAGCUGGAGUUUAUUUAUUAAUGAGAUCUUCACCAUUAAUUGAAUAUAGUUCAACUGUAUUAGUAUUAUAUAUUAAAAAAGUUAUUGCCUAUUCUACUAUGAGUCAAUUAGGUAUGAUGGUUAUAGCUAUAGGUUUAUCUAGUUAUAAUUUAGCUUUAUUCCAUUUAGUUAAUCACGCUUUUUAUAAAGCAUUAUUAUUCUUAGGUGCUGGUUCAGUUAUUCACGCAGUAGCUGAUAACCAAGAUUUUAGAAAAUAUGGUGGUUUAAGAGAAUUCUUACCUUUAACUUAUUCUGUUAUGUUAAUAGCUUCAUUAAGUUUAGUAGCUGUACCUUUUAUGACUGGAUUCUACUCUAAAGAUUUUAUAUUAGAAUCUUCUUAUGGUCAAUUCUACUUAUCAGGUACUAUUGUUUACUUUGUAGCUACUAUAGGUGCUAUGUUUACUACUCUUUAUUCUGCUAAAGUUUUAUAUUUAACUUUCUUAGCUAACCCUAAUGGACCAUUAUCUAGUUAUAAACAUGCACAUGAAGGUGAUUUAUUUUUAACUUUACCUUUAAUUAUAUUAUCUAUUUUCUCUAUAUUCUUUGGUUAUUUAACUAAAGAUAUAUUUAUUGGUUUAGGUACUGGUUUCUUUAUUGAUAAUAGUUUAUUUAUUCACCCUAGUCAUGAAAUUAUGUUAGAUACUGAAUUUGCUGUACCUACUUUAUUUAAAUUAUUACCUUUUGUAUUUACUGUUUCUUUAAGUAUUAUUUCUGUAUUAUUUUCUGAAUUUGUACCUAAAUUACUUAUUAAUUUUAAAUUCUCUAGAUUUGGUUAUAAUAUAUUUAGUUUCUUUAAUCAAAGAUUCUAUAUUGAAUUAUUCUAUAAUAAAUAUAUUGUAGAAGGUGUUCUUAAAUUAGGUGGUCAAACUACUAAGAGUCUUGAUAAAGGUUCAGUAGAAUUCUUAGGACCUUAUGGUUUAGAAAAAGGAUUAGUGUCUUUAAGUAAUAGCUUAGGUAGAUUAAGUACUGGUGUAAUUACUACUUAUGCUUUAUAUAUUUUAAUUGGUUUAAUGUUCUAUAUUACAUUAGUAUAUUUCUCAUAUAAUGAUAAUAAUUUAUUUAUAUUAGUAAUAUUUACUUUAUUUGCUUUAUUAAAUAAUAACUUAUCUUCAACUAAAUAA